Molecule: messenger RNA, 3317 nt
Organism: Abrus precatorius (Indian licorice)
Lineage: Eukaryota; Viridiplantae; Streptophyta; Magnoliopsida; Fabales; Fabaceae
Product: receptor-like serine/threonine-protein kinase SD1-7
Exons: 7
Coding region: 228-2795 (855 amino acids)
Biological process (GO): recognition of pollen; protein phosphorylation
Molecular function (GO): protein serine/threonine kinase activity; ATP binding
Source: RefSeq, a predicted model, not a curated record
GCCUUACGGUUGAGAAAGCCGUAUUGAAAAGGGGAAAAAGAGAAAAGGGAAAGCAAUAAAAUGGAGGAGGAAAUGAGUGGCUAGGUCAACCUGCUCUUGUUUACUGAAGCAAAAGAGGAAUAAAUUGAAAUUGUCUUGGACAUGAAGAAACCUAGUCCAAGUAAGUAAAGUACUUAAAUCUACCCCCACUGCUAACAAACACACUCACUUACUUUGCCCCUCCAAACAUGAGAGGUUCCACUACCCUCCUCAGUUUCUUCCUUUUUUUCUUCACCAUUUUACUCACUCUUUUCUCCGCUCUUCCAAUCUCCGCAGACACCUUAACAUCAUCCCAGUUCCUCAGAACCAACCAAACCCUCGUGUCACUCAAUUCAAUUUUCGAACUGGGUUUCUUCUCCUACACCAAUUCCACCUGGUACUUGGGUAUAUGGUACAAAACCAUUCACGAUGACACAGAUAAAACAGUGGUUUGGGUAGCCAACAGAGACACCCCACUUGAGAAUUCCACUGGAUUUCUCAAAAUAGGCGACAAAGGAAACCUCGUCCUCUUCGAUCAAUCCCAGAAACCUGUUUGGUCCUCGAAUCAAACCACCGCAACUACCAUCAACCCAAUUCUUCAGCUUUUGGAUUCUGGAAACUUGGUUCUCAGAGAAGCAAACAACAAUGAUCCCACAAAGUUUCUUUGGCAAAGCUUCGAUUACCCAACAGAUACCCUUUUACCCGGGAUGAAGCUUGGAUGGAACUUCGACACAGGCAUGGAGAGACACAUAACCUCGUGGAGGGCCACAAGCCGAGACCCUUCAAGCGGAGAUUUUUCCUUCAAGCUAGAUUACCGUGGCCUCCCAGAGAUCUUCUUGUGGAACAAAGACGAGAGAAUCUAUAGAAGUGGACCUUGGAAUGGAGAGAGAUUCAGCGGGGUACCCGAGAUGCAUCCCGUUACAGAUUCCAUUAAAUUCUCGUUCUUUGUGGAUCAACACGAGGUGUACUACACAUUCUCAAUUGGGAAUCAAUCCUUGUUUUCGAGACUCUCUGUGAGUUCCGUUGGGGAACUCCAACGCCUCACGUGGAUACAAAGCAGCGAGGUUUGGAACAAGUUUUGGUAUGCACCGAAAGACCAAUGUGAUAACUACAAAGAGUGUGGUCCAUUCGGGAUCUGUGACACGAAUGCUUCACCGGUUUGCCAGUGUGUGAAAGGGUUCCGACCCAUGAACCAGCAAGCCUGGAAUUUGAGAGAUGGGUCUGAUGGGUGUGUAAGGAACACAGAAUUGGGGUGCGAGAGCGACAGGUUCUUGCAUCUGAAAGACGUGAAGUUGCCAGAGACAACCUCGGUGUUCGUGAAUAGGAGCAUGAGUUUAAUGGAAUGUGGGGAUUUGUGUCACGGGAAUUGUUCUUGCACUGCUUAUGCCAACAUUGAGGUCACUAAUGGAGGAACUGGUUGUGUUAUAUGGGUUGGGGAGCUCUUAGACAUGAGGCAGUACCCUGCAGGAGGCCAAGAUCUCUAUGUCAGAUUAGCAGCUUCUGAUGUAGAUGACAUAGGGUCUGAAGGAGGUUCUCACAAGGCGAUUGAUACAGCUAAAGCUGUUGGUAUCAUAGUUGGUGCUGCAGCUUUUAUGCUUUUGGCAGUGGGUCUCUUUAUCUUAUGGAAGAAGAGGAAAUUGCAUUGUAUAUUGAAAGGGAAGACAGAACACAGAGGUUUUCCGGAAAGAAGUCAAGAUUUGUUAAUGAGUGACGUGGUGUUUUCAAGUAAUAGAGAACAAUCAAGUGAAAGGAACUUGGAAGAUCUAGAGUUGCCAUUCUUUGAUUUUAAUACCAUAACAACGGCUACAAACAACUUCUCUGAAGAGAAUAAACUUGGACAAGGAGGCUUUGGAAGUGUUUACAAAGGCUGUUUGAUGGAAGGUCAAGAAAUUGCUGUGAAGAGAUUAUCAAAAAAUUCUGGGCAAGGCAUUGAAGAAUUCAAGAAUGAGGUCAAGUUGAUUGUCAAGCUUCAACAUCGGAAUCUUGUAAGACUACUUGGUUGCAGCAUUCAGAUGGAUGAGAAGAUGCUAGUGUACGAAUACAUGGAAAAUAGAAGCCUUGAUGCCACUUUGUUUGACAAAGCAAAAAGAUCAUCAUUGGAUUGGCAAAGGCGCUUCAACAUUAUAUGUGGAAUAGCAAGAGGGCUUCUUUAUCUGCACCAAGAUUCCAGAUUUAGGAUCAUCCAUAGGGAUCUCAAGGCAAGCAACAUUCUACUUGACAAAGAGAUGAACCCAAAGAUAUCAGACUUUGGGAUGGCAAGAAUUUUUGGCACGGAUCAGACAGAAGCAAAUACAGUUAGAGUGGUUGGUACAUAUGGCUAUAUGUCCCCUGAAUAUGCUAUGGAUGGAAUCUUCUCAGUUAAAUCCGAUGUUUUUAGUUUCGGGGUUCUUGUGCUGGAGAUCAUAAGUGGAAAAAAAAAUAGAGGGUUCUAUUAUGCAAACAAGGAAUUGAAUCUUCUAGGCCAUACAUGGAAGCUGUGGAAAGAAGGAAAUGCAUUGGAACUGAUAGAUUCGUCUAUUGACAAUUCAUAUUCACCAUCUGAUGUUCAUAGAUGCAUACAGGUUGGGCUCUUAUGUGUUCAAGAACGUGCAGAAGACAGACCAACAAUGUCUUCAGUGGUGUUGAUGCUGAGUAGUGAUACUGCAUCAAUGCCACAACCCAAAAAUCCUGGGUUUUGCUUAGGAAGAAAUCCUAUGGAAACUGAUACUUCUUCAAGUAAACAAGAUGAAUCAUGCACUGUGAACCAAGUCACAGUCACAAUGGUAGAUGCUAGGUAGUAAAAGAAUUAAUACCUCAUCUAUCACGAGUAUAUUUACAGAAUGUUCCAAAAAUUCUUUUAAGUAAUCCUUCAUCUAAUAGUUGUGAUACCUUUGAGAUCUAAUAUGAUCUUGUUUUGGUGUAAUAUAUUAGAGAUGCCUUCAGUAAAUUGUAAUCUAGAAGUUUGAGAUACUUGUUGUCUCUGACAUCCGGCUUCAAUAUACACACACAUGUUUUUUAUCCUUGUCUUGCUCUUUCAGGAAGAUCUCAUUGUUUAAAACUAAUAGGGAACAUAUUUAGGCUUUUUCUUUAGAUCAAGAUUUGUGUUUCCACCCUUCAUAAUUGGCACUAGCUUUUACAAUUUUGCAUGAGAAAAUUAGCCACAUAUGAAGGUAUUUGUAAGUAGGGUGUGAAGCCCAACCCAACCUAUUUCGUACGAGGCAUGUACAUGGAUGUUAUUUUAGUUGCACGACCAUGUUGAAGACCUCAUGUUGGAUAUUUAUGACUCAAAAUUGUGGUGAUUUGCAUGGGCCAACAAUUGU